Messenger RNA from Aethalodelphis obliquidens (Pacific white-sided dolphin), 2244 nucleotides. RefSeq names its product ankyrin repeat domain 34B (gene ANKRD34B). NCBI's taxonomy places the organism in Eukaryota, Metazoa, Chordata, Mammalia, Artiodactyla, Delphinidae. The transcript has 3 exons. The record is from RefSeq and is a predicted model, not a curated record. The coding region runs from base 169 to 1710 and encodes 513 amino acids. Gene Ontology annotation, molecular function: protein binding.
CAGGGACCAGUUUCAUGGAAGACAAUUUUUCCACGGACCCUGUGUGGCUUUGAAUGUAGCUACUUUAUCUGCCAACUUGAACACAGUUGUCAUUCUCCCCGAAGUGACAGAAUGAGUUCGUUGAGCGGGUUGAAUACGUCACACAAGUAUUGAUUCUGACUUUUGAAGAUGGAUGAAGGUAUAGAAAUUUCUAGUGAUGGAAAUUCCCUGAUCAAAGCGGUCCAUCAGAGCCGGCUUCGCCUUACAAGACUCUUGCUGGAAGGCGGCGCCUACAUUAAUGAGAGCAAUGACAGAGGGGAAACACCUUUAAUGAUUGCUUGUAAGACCAAACAUGUUGAUCACCAGAGCGUCAGUAAAGCCAAAAUGGUUAAAUACCUAUUAGAAAACAAUGCUGAUCCCAACAUACAGGACAAAUCCGGGAAAACUGCUUUGAUGCAUGCUUGCUUAGAAAAAGCUGGUCCUGAAGUUGUUUCUUUGCUCCUAGAGAGUGGGGCUGACCUCAGCUUGCAAGACCACUCUAGUUACUCAGCCCUCGUUUAUGCUGUAAAUUCAGAAGACAGAGAGACCCUGAAAGUCCUACUUAGUGCUUGCAAGGCAAAAGGGAAAGAGGUCAUUAUCAUAAUGACAGCAAAAUCGCCCUGUGGCAGGCACACGACCAAACAGUACUUAAAUAUGCCUCCUGUGGAUAUGGAUGGGUGUUAUUCCCCAGCCACCUGUGCCACUCCUUCAGCAAUAGACCUAAAAACAGCCUCAUUGCCACUAUCACAUUCUUCUGAAACUGAAAUGACACUUUUUGCCUGUAAAGAUCUGGAACCCACAGGAAGCAGUGAUGAUAUGGGGGACCCAAGCUCCCCCUUGAGGAAGCCUUGCGUGGCCCCUAACGGGCCGAAGCUACCUCAGGCUCCACACUGGAUCAAGAGUGCCCCCUCAUUAAAGCACCAGAACAGAGUGGCCUCCUUACAAGAGGAGCUCCAGGAUAUUACUCCAGAGGAAGAAUUAUCCUACAAAACCAAUGGGCUGGCACUUUCCAAGCGAUUCAUCACUAGGCACCAAAGUAUUGAUAUAAAAGACACUGCACAUUUGUUAAGAGCCUUUGAUCAGGCCAGCUCAAGAAAGAUGUCAUCUGAGGAAAUAAAUUAUCAAUCAUUGUUUUCAGAAGGAAAUCAGCAAUGCAUUGGCAUCCCAGUUGACCAGGACCCAGACUCUAACCAGACAAUAUUUACUUCCACCUUAAGAAGUAUAGUUCUAAAAAGAAACUCAGGAGCAAAUCACUAUAGCUCUGAUUCCCAGCUCUCAGCUGGUCUCAUCCCUGCAACUUUAGAUGAUGGCAAAACACUUAUAGGAAAGAAAAAGAUCCUCUCACCAUCUUCUUUGUUGUCAGGAUCCAAAGAAUUGUUGGAGAAUAUCCCACCAGGUCCCCUGAGCAGGAGAAAUCAUGCCCUUUUAGAAAGGCGUGGUUCGGGAGCUUUCCCUUUAGAUCACAGCAUUACACAAACCAGACCAGGAUUUCUGCCACCCUUAAAUGUGAAUCCUCACCCUCCCAUCUCAGAUAUCAAUGUCAGCAACAAGAUUUCCAGCCUUCUUUCUUGUGGUCAAAAAAUGCUUACGCCAACAGUUCCUAUUUUCCCCAAAGAAUUCAAAAGUAAAAAAAUGUUGUUAAGGAGACAAUCAUUGCAAACAGAACAAAUUAAGCAAUUAGUUAAUUUUUAAGAGAUGGCUAGAAAAUACAUUUUGUUCACAUGUCUAUACCAGAGAAAUAUGGAACUAGAGAAGAAAAUUCAAACGUUCAUCCUUUUAAAUCUUUUAAGUGGUUAGUCCAUAAUAGUUAGGGGUAUCAAAAUGUACUGUGUAUCAUCAUAUUAGGCACUGUGGAUAUACAAAUAAUAGAUAGCUUUUGCUAAGGGAAUUCUCUCAAACAAAAUUAAAACUAUUUUUUUCAAAACCUUCAAUAUUUAACAGCCUUCAUGUGGUCCAAGUUUUUAAUUUAAACAAAAAUAAGCAAAGAAAGAAGGUCACAUAUGUUGGUGAUAACUUAAAAAAUUUCAGAUUUGCCAAAUAUUUUAUUAGGAAACAUUGUGUUCAAAUCAAUUUUUUAAAAGCAUUUCAUGAUUGUAAUUUUCCAUGAUGCCAACAGCAUAAAAGAAAACAUAAACAGCUAUAAAGUGUUCUAUGAUCAAUAAGCCUAAGCUACAAAUAAAGAAUGAACUAAUUCUUGAAAAAUGUUGACUGCAGGUAGGUGACAAU